Coniophora puteana RWD-64-598 SS2 is the source of this 477-nucleotide messenger RNA. RefSeq names its product fungal pheromone STE3G-protein-coupled receptor. Gene Ontology annotation, cellular component: membrane. Gene Ontology annotation, molecular function: mating-type factor pheromone receptor activity. The record is from RefSeq and is a predicted model, not a curated record. The transcript is spliced from 4 exons. The annotation marks the transcript as partial. Gene Ontology annotation, biological process: G protein-coupled receptor signaling pathway. Lineage: Eukaryota; Fungi; Basidiomycota; Agaricomycetes; Boletales; Coniophoraceae.
AUGUCUACCGCUGACACAAAUUGUGGGGUAUUACAAAUAUGUCUAAUAGCAUGGAAUACGGGAUCAGUCUUGUACAUUAUGUGGACUAGUGUCAUGUGUCUCACAAUAGCCGUCAAUGCCGCUAUGUGGAAUGGCAAUGUCACAGACUGGGCGCCUGCGUGGUGUGAAAUUUCCUCUCGCCUAGCUAUUGGCGGCGAAGUCGCUCUCCCAGUCGCUACGCUAUGCAUAAAUCGAAGAUUGUACCAGAUACUUACCCUUCAAUAUCAGAGAAACUGCGCUGCGUGUGUUGUGGCAACGGACACUUUCAUAUGUCUUUGCAUACCGGCGGUAUGCGUCGUUUUGUAUUAUGUUGCGCAAGUGAACCGCUAUCUGCUUGUAGAAGAUUUCGGCUGCUGCCCAGCAGACGGCAAAUACGGAGCCAGCGUUUUGUUGGUUGGCGUGUGGCCGCUGGUAGCUUCGAUUGUAUCAUCAAUCUAU